This is a messenger RNA of Girardinichthys multiradiatus, 7218 nucleotides long. RefSeq lists its product as uncharacterized. The record is from RefSeq and is a predicted model, not a curated record. Lineage: Eukaryota; Metazoa; Chordata; Actinopteri; Cyprinodontiformes; Goodeidae. Bases 298 to 7077 code for a protein of 2259 amino acids. Gene Ontology annotation, molecular function: protein binding. The transcript has 21 exons.
GCAAAACUGAAAGCAAGAACUGACGGAGAAUAGUUGCUUACUUUUAACCAGGUUGUAUAGAUUUACAGAUAAUUAAUGUUUUGUUUGAGAGCUUUUUCUACUAGAUUAAUAGGAUUGUUCGAGGUGGUUCUGAUUCUCCAUAUUAUGAAACAAUCUGCGUCUUUAUGUAUUUCAUUAUUUUACCUUCCAGAAGUUUAGGAUCAUGGCCUUUAGACUUUAGACAUGAUUCAAUGAUGUCGGACUGGGAAUCAUUUUAUGCUUCAACACUGGAGGUAAAUACAGCCUCAGACUUUCCUCAUGGAUCCGGAACCUCAUCAAUUAAUUAGAACCUUGGACUUUAUUUCUGCUGGAAGGAGAUCUGUGAUACUUCAGCUAAGGUUAAAAAAAACAGCUGAACAUGAAACGUGGUCAGAUGGAUGGAUGGAAGAUCAGAGGUCCUCAAACAAGUCCUUCAGUCUCAUGACAUUAAAAAUGAAUGUCAACAUCCAUCGUAGCCUUGAUGGGAACCAGUUGGUCCUUCCAGUGAAAGGUGACAAGCUACUGUUAGAACAAGCUGUAGAUGUUCUGCAGAGCAGCACAGAGAAGAUGAAACUUGUUCUUCUAUGGGACAGCAAAGAUCCAGUCAGCUCUGAUCUAACAGAGUCGCUUCUUCAGUGUCUUCAGAACAUCCACUCCCUCAGGUUUAGGAAGACCUACAGAACCGGUGCUGCAGAGCAGCAGAACCACAACUGUGAGACUUUAGAGGUUGAAGAAGAAGAACUCCUGUUAAAGUUGAUGCUGAAAGCAGCAUCUAACCAACCAGAAGAUUUCCCCAGCGUGGUGGAUCAACUUCUCACAUUAUUUUCUGCUCACAAUGAGAAAUAUGACAUCAUGCUUGAGUUCUAUCAACUUGUCAGAUCUCAAAGUAUUUCCAGUGUUGUUCCACUUGUGAAGCCAUUUUUCCAGUCUAAUUCUGAGGUCUGGUCCAUAAAACUGUCUGAAGGGAAGACCUCCGUCCUGCUGGAGGCUCUGAAGUUUUCUCCUGGAGAGAAGGAGGUGCAGAUAAGAGGUUUCUCACAUGGAGAGAGUGAAGUGGUGACUUUCCUCCAGUGUUUGCCUUAUAUCUCCCAGUUAAGUUUCGCUCAGAGGACAUCAGACGUUUCACAUCAAACCAGGUUCCUGAAGAUGUGUGUAGCGAAAGCAACAGAACACCAGAACAAAGUAGAGAUGAUGGACCUUUUAAUAUCAGUCUGCAGUUAUGAAACUUUUCCCAUUAAAGAUCAGUCAAACACUGAGGAUUAUCAUGAGAACAUCAAAUAUCAGAGUGAUUUUCUGCUGCACUUAGACUCCCAGCUGAAGGACCUUGAGAAGGAAACAGAUCUGAGUCUCCUUCCAUCAUUACAGUCAGUUUUCCAGGUGGCUCCAUUAUUCUGGACCAUAAAGCUCUCAGAGAGAAAGACCUCCAUCCUCCUGGAAAUGUUGAAGCUCCAAUCAGAGAAGAAACCAGUGGAGCUGAUGGACUGGUCACAUGAAGAGAGUGAAGUGAGGAGUUUCCUCCAGUGUCUACCUUAUAUCUCACAGCUCAGUUUUGAACCUCAGAUUUCUGAAGGGUUUGAAGAAACCAGGUUCUUAGUGGAUCUGUUCUGUGCAGCAGCAGAUAGAGAACAUCAGACAGGAGAGAAGGUCCUGGAGCAGCUAGCAUCAGUCUAUAAGUAUCAGACAUCUCCUCUCAAACAGAAAUGGUUUGAUUUCCUGUUGGAUCUCUUCACGUUUGAGCUUAAAACCGGCUUAGAUGUUGUUUCAUCACCACACACCAAGAGCUCCAUCCUCCUGAACGUCCUGAAGCUCCAAUCAGAGAAGGAACAAAGGUCCAGCCAAACGUCUACAAAUAUUGAUCAGACCAGGUUGUUAGUGAACCUGUUUUGUGCAGCAGCAGAGAGAGAACAUCAGACAGGAGAGAAGAUCCUGGAGCAGCUAGCAUCAGUCUGGACAUAUGAGACAUUUAUUUCUUAUAUUAAAUAUAGAAAUGAUGGGAAUGAUUUUAUGGAUGAGGAUGAUGAUGUCAUCAAAUAUCACUGUGACUUCCUGCUGGAUCUGUUCUCCCAGAUGAAGGACUGUGAGACUAAAACAGGUCUGAGUCUCCUUCCAUCAUUACAGUCAGUUUUCCAGUCAGCUCCUGCAGUCUGGAUCAUAGACCUCUCAGAGAGAAAGACCUCCAUCCUCCUGGAAAUGUUGAAACUCCAAUCAGAGAAGAAACCUUUGCUGCUGAUGGACUGCUCACGUGAAGAGAGUGAAGUGAGGAGUUUCCUACAGUGUCUACCUUAUAUCUCACAGCUCAGCUGCUUUCGAGGUCUGGAUAAUAGGAGUUAUGAUCCUGAUGAAGAAACCAGGUUCUUAGUGGAUCUGUUCUGUGCAGCAGCAGAGAGAGACCAUCAGACAGGAGAGAAGAUCCUGGAGCAGCUAGCAUCAGUCUGCAGAUAUGAAACAUUUAUUUCUGAGAAUGAUUUUAUAGAUAAAGAUGUUGAUGUUGUCAUCAAAUAUCGCUGUGGCUUCCUGCUGGAUCUGUUCUCCCAGAUGAAGGACUGUGAAACUAAAACAGGUCUGAGUCUCCUUCCAUCAUUACAGUCAGUUUUCCAGUCAGCUCCUCCAGUCUGGAUCAUAGACCUCUCAGAGAGAAAGACCUCCAUCCUCCUGGAAAUGUUGAAGCUCCAAUCAGAGAAGAAAUCAGUGAAGCUGAUGGUCCGCUCACAUGAAGAGAGUGAAGUGAGGAGUUUCCUCCAGUGUCUACCUUAUAUCUCACAGCUCAGUUUUGAACCUCAGAUUUCUGAAGGGUUUGAAGAAACCAGGUUCUUAGUGAACCUGUUCUGUGCAGCAGCAGAUAGAGAACAUCAGACAGGAGAGAAGGUCCUGGAGCAGCUAGCAUCAGUCUGGACAUAUGAGACAUUUAUUUCUUAUAUUAAAUGUAGAAAUGAUGGGAAUGAUUUUAUGGAUGAAGAUGUUAUCAAAUAUCGCUGUGGCUUCCUGCUGGAUCUGUUCUCCCAGAUGAAGGACUGUGAAACUAAAACAGGUCUGAGUCUCCUUCCAUCAUUACAGUCAGUUUUCCAGUCAGCUCCUGCAGUCUGGAUCAUAGACCUCUCAGAGAGAAAGACCUCCAUCCUCCUGGAAAUGUUGAAACUCCAAUCAGAGAAGAAACCAGUGAAGCUGAUGGACUGGUCACAUGAAGAGAGUGAAGUGAGGAGUUUCCUCCAGUGUCUACCUUAUAUCUCACAGCUCAGUUUUGAACCUCAGAUUUCUGAAGGGUUUGAAGAAACCAGGUUCUUAGUGGAUCUGUUCUGUGCAGCAGCAGAUAGAGAACAUCAGACAGGAGAGAAGGUCCUGGAGCAGCUAGCAUCAGUCUAUAAGUAUCAGACAUCUCCUCUCAAACAGAAAUGGUUUGAUUUCCUGUUGGAUCUCUUCACGUUUGAGCUUAAAACCGGCUUAGAUGUUGUUUCAUCACCACACACCAAGAGCUCCAUCCUCCUGAACGUCCUGAAGCUCCAAUCAGAGAAGGAACAAAGGUCCAGCCAAACGUCUACAAAUAUUGAUCAGACCAGGUUGUUAGUGAACCUGUUUUGUGCAGCAGCAGAGAGAGAACAUCAGACAGGAGAGAAGAUCCUGGAGCAGCUAGCAUCAGUCUGGACAUAUGAGACAUUUAUUUCUUAUAUUAAAUAUAGAAAUGAUGGGAAUGAUUUUAUGGAUGAGGAUGAUUUUAUCAAAUAUCAGAGUGACUUCCUGCUGGAUCUGUUCUCCCAGAUGAAGGACUGUGAGACUAAAACAGGUCUGAGUCUCCUUCCAUCAUUACAGUCAGUUUUCCAGUCAGCUCCUCCAGUCUGGACCAUAAAGUUCUCAGAGAGAAAGAUCUCCAUCCUCCUGGAAGUGUUGAAACUCCAAUCAGAGAAGAAACCAGUGAAGCUGAUGGACUGGUCACAUGAAGAGAGUGAAGUGAGGAGUUUCCUACAGUUUCUACCUUAUAUCUCACAGCUCAGGUUUGAUCGUUGGAGGUUAGAUCUUCAUGAACAAACCAGGUUCUUAGUGAAUCUGUUCUGUGCAGCAGCAGAGAGAGACCAGCAGACAGGAGAGAAGAUGCUGGAGAUGUUAGCAUCAGUCUGUAGAUAUGAAACAUUCCCUUUAGAGGAACGAUACAUGGAUGAUGAUGAUGAUGAUGAAUAUCAGAGUGACUUCCUGCUGGAUCUGUUCUCCCAGAUGAAGGACUGUGAGACUAAAACAGGUCUGAGUCUCCUUCCAUCAUUACAGUCAGUUUUCCAGUCAGCUCCUGAAGUCUGGACCAUAGACCUCUCAGAGAGAAAGACCUCCAUCCUCCUGGAAGUGUUGGAACUCCAAUCAGAGAAGAAACCAGUGAAGCUGAUGGACUGGUCACAUGAAGAGAGUGAAGUGAGGAGUUUCCUACAGUGUCUACCUUAUAUCUCACAGCUCAGGUUUGAUCGUUGGAGCUCAGAUCUUCAUGAACUAACCAGGUUCUUAGUGAAUCUGUUCUGUGCAGCAGCAGAGAGAGACCAGCAGACAGGAGAGAAGAUGCUGGAGAUGUUAGCAUCAGUCUGUAGAUAUAAAACAUUCCCUUUAGAUGAUCGAUACAUGGAUGAUAAAUAUCAGAGAGACUUCCUGCUGGUUCUGUACUCCCAGAUGAAGGACUGUGAGACUAAAACUGGUCUGAGUCUCCUUCCAUCAUUACAGUCAGUUUUCCAGUCAGCUCCUGAAGUCUGGACCAUAAAGCUCUCAGAGAGAAAGACCUCCAUCCUCCUGGAAGUGUUGAAACUCCAAUCAGAGAAGAAACCAGUGAAGCUGAUGGACUGGUCACAUGAAGAGAGUGAAGUGAGGAGUUUCCUACAGUUUCUACCUUAUAUCUCACAGCUCAGGUUUGAUCGUUGGAUCUCAGAUCUUCAUGAACAAACCAGGUUCUUAGUGAAUCUGUUCUGUGCAGCAGCAGAAAGAGACCAGCAGACAGGAGAGAAGAUGCUGGAGAUGUUAGCAUCAGUCUGUAGAUAUAAAACAUUCCCUGUAGAGGAACGAUACAUGAAUGAUAAAUAUCAGAGAGACUUCCUGCUGGAUCUGUUCUCCCAGAUGAAGGACUGUGAGACUAAAACAGGUCUGAGUCUCCUUCCAUCAUUACAGUCAGUUUUCCAGUCAGCUUCUCCAGUCUGGACCAUAAAGUUCUCAGAGAGAAAGACCUCCAUCCUCCUGGAAGUGUUGAAACUCCAAUCAGAGAAGAAACCAGUGAAGCUGAUGGACUGGUCACAUGAAGAGAGUGAAGUGAGGAGUUUCCUACAGUGUCUACCUUAUAUCUCACAGCUCAGCUGUGAUCCAGGGUUCUUCCAGAGUGUUUGUUCGUCACUAUCAGUGAAAUCCAGAGAGGAGGUCCAGCAGCUGGUGUCUCUGCUGCAGCUCCUGAACUUCAACCUGCUGCUAACAGGAGAGUUACGCAGGAAAACCUGCAGCUCUGUGGGCAGAGUUCUCCAACUGUGUGGAUCUAAAGUGGAUCUGAUCCUCACCGCCAGCAAGAUGUCUGUUAGAGGAGCCUCCAUCCUCUUUAGAUCUACAACACAGCUCCACAGUCUGAGACUUUCCAACAACGUGGCCUUGUUCUUGUCUCAGUGGGUAAGAAGAGGCAGAGUGUCCUGUCCUCUGGUUGUUGAAGAGCUUUCUGUGGUGUCCACCAAAGCUCCACCAUCACAGAGAGUCUUGUUGAAGGUUGGCAGCAGUUUGGCGUCUCUGCUGAGGUUCUGGACAGUUGGACGGUUAGACCUGACUGAGUCCGGCCUCCCUGCUCAGAGUCUCCUCAGUCUGCUGCUUCAUGAUGCUCCUCUCACAGUCAGACUGAGUGAAGAGAGUCUCCAGCAGCUUCUGGUCCUCCUCCAUGAGGUCCAGGAUCAGGACCUGACGUUGUCCUUCUUGAAUAAGUUUGGUGGAGACCUGAGCUCCUGCCAGUUGAACUGGGAGCUUCUUCACUAUCUGCUGCAGCAGCCGUCAGCUCAGACCAUCACUGUGAACCUGAAGAAGAACCGCUUCUUACAGGAGAGAGCUACACAGCUGCUGCCCUUUCUGCACAGGAUGGUGCUUCAGAGGCCCAGUCCCAGCUUUGUGAGGACUUCCAUCAGAGAGAUCUACAGAGGUCACAGCAGUCACAUGAUACUCUGUCUGCUGAGGUCAUUGGAUCAUGUGAUCAACCUGAGCUGCACAGAGCUGGACUCAGAGGACUGUGCUGCUCUGAUCUUCAUCCUCAGACACAGUGAUGGAGUUAGACUGAAGCUGCUGAGGAGCUCCAUCCCAGCAGAGGGAAUACAGUCCAUCCUCCGUAUGCUGCACACAGUUUCUGAUCUCAGUGUGGACAGGAACCAGCUGCUGAGCUUCAUCCACUGCUGCGCUGCCUCUGACAGCCAGCAGGAGGCAGCAUCAUCCCUGCUGAGGACUCUGCAGCACAGCUUGGACCUGUCCUGCUCCUCCUUCAUGGAGCUACCAGAGGAGGACCAGGCUGAGCCUCUGAGAGUGACGGCUGCUGACUGCAGGGCCGUCUCCACCAUCCUGAGACACAGCAGCAGGGACACACAGCUCCACCUGAGAGACUGUGAGGUGGAGGACAGCGGGCUGGACCUGCUGUUUCCGGUCCUGGACAGGGUCCGUCUCAGAGUCAGUAAGACGGUUCUGGUCCAGCUGCUGACCCUGCUUGCUGUGGACAGCGAGACGGACACAGUGAGACGGGCCGUGUUUCUGUUUAGAGCCCUGGGAGAAGAACUGGAUCUGAGUCACAUCACACUGGAUCAGAGGCUCUGUGGAGCUCUGGUUCUGAUGCUGGACAACUCUGAAGGUCUAACAGAACUGGACCUCAGUCACUGCCAGCUGACGGACCAGCUGCUGCUCCAACUCAUCACACAUCUGCACAAAGUCCAAGUCCUGGAUCUGAGCCACAAUAAUCUGACCGAUGCUUCAGCAGACGGAUUAGUUCAUCUGAUUUCCAUCAACUCUUCUAUUCAGACUAUCAGAGUCUUCAGCAACAGCAUUUUGAACAAAGAACCCCUUAAGGACUCCCAUUUUGAUGUUUUUUAAAAUUAUAUUAAGUUGCAAAGAUCUGUUGUAGAUGCAGAGAUGAAACCAGGCUUAGGACAACGAUGGAAUGAGUUUAUCUAAUCUUAUGUUUGAAUUGUAUCCUUAUGUGUUUAGCUGUUUAUUAAAAUUUUUCUACUUGAA